Atta colombica is the source of this 423-nucleotide messenger RNA. RefSeq lists its product as uncharacterized. Gene Ontology annotation, biological process: sensory perception of taste. The transcript is spliced from 4 exons. Lineage: Eukaryota; Metazoa; Arthropoda; Insecta; Hymenoptera; Formicidae. Bases 1 to 423 code for a protein of 140 amino acids. The record is from RefSeq and is a predicted model, not a curated record. Gene Ontology annotation, cellular component: membrane.
AUGACUAUCAAAAUGGUAUGCUAUUUUGGUUGGAUAGCGUUUGACUUACGCGAACUUCUCUAUCCAGUACUUAUCGAAAAUUAUGUCAAAGCUAAAAUAAUGACUAUCACGCUUCACACGUUCUGCAUGUUUAAUCAUAUGUUUAAAUUCCUGCUCAUUAAUUAUAUGUGUGAAACAGUUACCACCAAGGCGAAAGCAACAGCAGAUAUAUUAAAUAGAUUAUCAUAUCAUGUUACUUGUGAUAUUGAAAUUCGUGGAAUUAUCUCACAAUUUUCAUUACGAAUAGUUUAUGCCCCACUUAGAUUCUGUGGAAUUGGACUUUUCCAAUUUGGUUUCAAAUUUCUUCACGGGUUCAUCUCAUCUGUUGUGACUGUUUUAGUUAUAAUACUACAAGCACAAAUAAAUAAGCAAAAAUUUAUGUGA